Molecule: messenger RNA, 483 nt
Organism: Gongylonema pulchrum
Lineage: Eukaryota; Metazoa; Nematoda; Chromadorea; Rhabditida; Gongylonematidae
Source: the annotation of a GenBank genome assembly
AUGAACUUUGCUGUUGUUGCUGACUCCUAUAAUGUAUCUCGCUCAGCACGUCUCUACCUUCACGGAGAAAACUGGGAUACAAUAGCAGCAAAUGUACUGGCUAUAAAACGAAGCAGGAAAAUUGUGCCUUAUUUUUGUGUGCUCAGAGCAUCCACGAAUGGUAUAUCCGUUACGGUACAGAGUGUCUGUGCCUUGGAUUACAAUUACAAGGAUUUUGAUCGGAGAUUUUCGCAGCCAAAUGAAACCAACUAUGUGGGCUUGAAGAGCAGAUAUCCAUCACUCACAACGCUAAUCGACGAAUACAUGGAUGCAUACAGAGAACAGGACCGGAAAUUCCGCAGCGGCGAAAUCUCUCUUGAUGCUUGGCUCUCAGUGGAACGGACAAGCGAAGAGCGCAGAAAGUUGGCUCGUGCUUUCCAGGCUAAAGCAAACAUCGCGCAUGUUCACUUCGAUUGGGCUUCCGAAAACUUUUUACUCGAUUAG